AAACCCAGAACUCCUCGCUCAAGUCGCUCGCUCCCCCUCUUUUUCUUUUAAUAAUCAACCCUCCCUCCUCCAUAUUCCCUCGGUUUCCGUCCCUUAGGGUUUUUUUUUUUUUUUCUCGCCCCAUAAAUCCCCACAGAACAAGAAAGGAAAAAAGAAAAAAUAAUAAGAAAUGAGUAACGACAACUUCGACAUGUCAGAUUUGGGCUCCGCCCUCCCCGCCGCCGAUGCCGGUAUCACCAAUCCCUGAGUCCUAGUAUCUGUCUCUCUAAGAUGAUUCAUAUAGUUAUCCUGUAUCUUUGAGUUGUAUAUUGGUUCAAAAAUGAAAAGUUUAUGCUAGCUUUCUGCUAUUCAAACUGAAAUAAGUUCUAAGCCACGUGUUUGUUGUUUUUUAUAGCUCUUAGUGAGGAGGAUCGAGCUAUUCUGAUUAACAAUUCUGCUACAGGUGCCCGCCGUUGGGUAGUUUUGGGGAAUCGGCUGACGUUGCCGAUAUUAUUUUAAAAAAAAAAAAAAUCGAUUUCAGACAUUGUUUGCAUCUCAGCAUAUGCGCCACUGCGCAAAAGAAACUGCGAGAACUUGUCGUCUUCGUGCUGUCGACUGAGCAUUGCCCAUCAACUUGAUCCUCUUUGUGUCGUCGAACCCAUCUGAGCAUUGGCCAUCAACUCGUCGUCUUCGUGCCGUCGAAACUGCGCCAGAAGAAACUACGAAAACUUGUCGACUGAGCAUUGGCCAUCAACUUAAUCCUCUUCAUGCCGUUGAACCCAUCUGAGCAUUGGCCGUUGACUGAGAGGAAAUUGCACCGAGUAGCAUGUUUCUGGAAAAAAGAAGAAAGAAGAUAAAAUAUAAAAAAUAUAAAAAAGUGCAUCAGCCACUUCUGCCGAGAGCUCCAGCCACGGCCCAUGGUGUUUCCACUUUCUUCUUCUCCGUUCAAUCAGCAAAAGCGGUCCAUCCCCCCCGAGCUCAGCCUUCGCUACACCUCCCUCUCCGAAAUCCCCAUAUCCAUAGGAUAAACUCCAGAGUUUGGCUGCUGGGCAAUCAGAUAUUCUAGAAACUCUAUCACCCAAAGUCAGGAAGCGUGUUGAGUUUCUGAGAGGGAUUCAGGCACCCAGCUUUCCUUUGAACUCAGUGGUCUUUGUGGGUGGAGUGCUGGCUCAGAUCUUCUAAUAUAGAGUUGAAGAUAAUGUUUCACAUUCUAACUUUGAAGAGCCAACAUGAUGAGCUGGAGGCAAAAUUUUUUGAGGAGAGAGUGGCAUUGGAAGCUAAAUACCAGAAGCUUUAUGAACCACUUUACACAAAGAGAUAUGAGAUUGUGAAUGGUGUAGUUGAAGUUGGAGUUGCGAAAGAGACUGCUGUGGAUCAAGAAGGAGAUAAAGAUGCUAAAGAGAAAGGAUUGCCUGACUUCUGGCUUACAGCAAUGAAGACUAAUGGAGCACUAGCUGGGGAGAUCAAGGAGCGUGAUGAAGGGGCUCUCAAGUACCUCAAAGAUAUCAAGUGGUGUAGAAUUGACAACCCAAAAGAUUUUAAACUGGAGUUCUUUUUUGAUACUAAUCCGUAUUUCAAGAAUUCUUUCCUUACGAAAACGUAUCAUAUGAUUGAUGACGAUGAGCCUAUAUUGGAGAAAGCAAUUGGGACUGAGAUUGAGUGGUAUCCAGGUAAAAGCUUGACGGUGAAGAUCCUAAAGAAGAAGCCAAGAAAGGGAUCGAAGAAUGCCAAACCCACCACAAAAACUGAGAAUUGUGAAAGCUUCUCUAACUUUUUUAAUUCACCACAAAUUCCCGAGGAUGAUGAUGAUCUUGAUGAAAAUACUGCUGAAGAGCUUCGAAAUCAAAUGGAGCAGGAUUACAACAUUGGAUCAACAAUCUGGGACAAAAUUAUCCCUCAUGAAGUGUCAUGGUUUACGGGGGGGUUUGAGGAUAUCGGAGAUGAUGACAAUGGCAAUGAUGAUGAGGGGGAUGAUGAGUAUGAAGACGAUGACAAUGAUGAGGAGGAGGAUGAUGAAGAAGAGGAAGGCAAGGGCAGGAAGCAGUCAUCUGCGCUGGACCCAAGAAAAGCAGAAAGCCUCAAGCUAGGGAGCAAGAGAUUGGAACUGACAAAUUCGUCUGGGUACGUAGUUGGUGGGAGAUCGAGGAGUAUGCCUUAAAACGAUUGCCGUUUACGUACACGACAGUGAAUUUUGCAGUUUAGCUAGCUAGCUGCAUGGAUUUGUAUUUUAUAAAGUUUGGUCCACAUCCUGAUCAAGUUGCAGAAAUGGUAUUAAUGGCGAAAUGCUAGCUAACAGUC
This is a messenger RNA of Juglans regia (Persian walnut), 2277 nucleotides long. RefSeq names its product nucleosome assembly protein 1;2. Gene Ontology annotation, molecular function: chromatin binding; histone binding. Gene Ontology annotation, cellular component: nucleus; chromatin. NCBI's taxonomy places the organism in Eukaryota, Viridiplantae, Streptophyta, Magnoliopsida, Fagales, Juglandaceae. The record is from RefSeq and is a predicted model, not a curated record. Gene Ontology annotation, biological process: somatic cell DNA recombination; nucleosome assembly.